AUGCCGCGGAUCCGUGAACGCCGUGAAGUGCCUGCUCAACCACCUUCUCUGUCAGGUACAGAGGCAAUGAAGACAUACUGGGACGCAUAUUGGGAUUUCCGGCUACUAAUCAUACAAAUGUGCUUCUCCGUCAAAUCAGAAAAACCCCCGACAUCUGGGGAUGUCAAGAUGGGCCAAACGCUGAACGAGACCAUAUGCGAUAACUUCGAGCAGGACUUUCCAGCAAUAAGCGAAGGAGCAAAAUGCGACCACAAGGACUCUUUCGAGAGGCUAAAUAAUAUGGUUAAGGCAUUGUGUGCCUUAGCUAGGGAAGGCGAGAAGUAUGUUCAAAGUCUGGCUUUGCUUUGCCACGUCCAAGACACUCUCAAGGGAAAGGUAUAUGAAUGUGGAGGGGAAGAAGGAGGGGUGGUAUCCGGCACAGGUACGAUGAUUGCCGCGUCCUUGAUGGAGACCUUCGAUAGCGGACCAUCAAUAACUAAGGAAGAGCCUGCACCAAGUGCAGACGUCGAAGUCACCCCAGAUAGUGGCCAGAUUACUUCCGAUGUUCCCAGCUUCUCACUACAACAGAACGCCGUGGAGAAUGCAGACCCUCCUCCUGUCGGUCCCUCUGUAAGUCCCGUUGCUUUGGCUAGUGAGCCUCCACUCGUUACCUCCGCCGCCAGUCUUCUCCCAUCGCCCGUCCCCCCCACUCCACCCAUACCCGGGAACUCGCCAGUUUCUACUCCACCAACUCCAGCUACUGGCCUUGGAGUUUUACCACCUCACCCAUCUCUGACGCCACCAGCCGAAUGGACCGUUUCCAUGCUUACCUAUAGCACACAAGCCGCCAACUACAGUAGCUUACGUACUAUGCCCAGCAAUGCUGUCGGAACGCCACCAGUCUACGAAGGUCCACAUCUUGCCAGAGACUGGCCGGUUAGCUAUCCCUUCGCUAUUCCCACAGGCUACGUAGCUCCUAACAUCGUGCCCGCCGACCCUCAGGUCGGACAGUUGACCCUCUUCGAAGAAGGUGUAGGAGCAUGUGGCCUUCCGGGAAUGAUUGCCACUGACUUCGCCGUUGCUAUAAACUGGGAAAUAUUUGACAUUGGCCGAGAGAUUGGAGGCUCUAUUCUGGAAGAUGGAUGGAAGUCAGAGGGUGUCACCCCAGACGGGAAGCUCGUCAAUUGGCCUAAGGAUGAUAGUUCAAGUGCACUAUGCAAUCAAGGUAUUCGGGCAUGGAUGGCUGAUGACGAGGGUAAGAAGUUGGUGGAGCAGGAAUUUGUGGUUAGAGAUCGCUGUGCGGCGUGUAAUGUGUCGGACCUAGAUAUCCAGAAGAGUGUAUUUACCAAUUAUUGGGGUGCGGAGGCGGAGGGAAGGAUUCAAGUCACGUGGGAGUGGAUGCAGGAGGCACCAACUGACGUGCCGGGAUAG
Messenger RNA from Alternaria incomplexa, 1410 nucleotides. RefSeq lists its product as uncharacterized. The transcript has 2 exons. NCBI's taxonomy places the organism in Eukaryota, Fungi, Ascomycota, Dothideomycetes, Pleosporales, Pleosporaceae. The record is from RefSeq and is a predicted model, not a curated record. Bases 1 to 1410 code for a protein of 469 amino acids.